Molecule: messenger RNA, 2631 nt
Organism: Humulus lupulus (European hop)
Lineage: Eukaryota; Viridiplantae; Streptophyta; Magnoliopsida; Rosales; Cannabaceae
Exons: 6
Coding region: 1-2631 (876 amino acids)
Source: RefSeq, a predicted model, not a curated record
AUGGAAUUGAUUUAUGCCAUUAUAAAAGAUUGUGGUCACUUAAGCAAUGUUCUACAACAAAUUUCCUUAUUGCAAUCUCAACUUUCAUCUUUAGCUCGUCACGAAAGGAUUCAAAAAUUAAAACUCAAGAGAUAUGCCUUAAAUGUCCAGUAUCAUACAAUAGAUGAUGAUUUACCUAUCAUUCAAAAAACUAUAUGCAAGCACACAAGGUUGAAGCGAAAAAUUCAAAUUAUCCAAGAUAAAUACAAACAUGAUUUAAAUAAGAGAAUCAUCUUGACCCUUCAAAUUGUCAAAUUUUUCAUAAAAUUUAUGAAGUUGGACAACAUUAGAAGUGACACUGGAUUGCUUCAAUCAAACUGUGGAAAUCUCCUCCAAUCACAUGUUAUAAUUCGGUCCAAUGAUGAGGAAGCAAACGAAGAAAUUAAAAAGCUCAAACAACAAGUUACCGUUCAUGGACUUAAUCUUGUCCAGUUCGAGGAUAAAAUAGCUUAUUAUACAACACCUUGGAAUUUUGGAAUCCCUUCAUACACAUGUCAAUAUUGUGGUGCCAUUUUAUGGUAUGAGGAACGGACAAAGAAAACACAAAAGCAUAAUAAUUUGGUCAAAUCCUUUAGAAUGGCAAGGGAUAGAUUCAAAGCACAACCAGAAUCUACGUUUCGUUUACGCCUCCUAAGUAGCAGGACAACAGAUGGUCGUCAAUACAAUAUGCCAACAUCAUCUGAAGUAGCAGGCUUAAUAGUUGGUGAUUUUAGUGAAGCGAACUUCGAACGUGACGUUAUUGUGGAGCACCGAACUAAAGGAAUUAAGAGAAUCACAGAUCUGCAUCCAAGUUUCAUGUCUAUGACGUACCCAUUAAUACACCCUUAUGGUGAAGAUGGAUAUAGACUUGGCAUACCUUUGAGAGACGUAACUGAAAGCUCUUUUAAAAGGAAAAAGUUGACAAUGAGGCAACAUUAUUGCUUUAGGUUGCAGCAAAGAUUAAAUGAGGGUCAUACUCUUCUUCGAUCUGGUAGACUACUGCAACAAUAUAUAGUUGAUUCUUACAUGGAAAUUGAAGAAGAAAGAUUUCGUUGGAUACGAAAUAACCAAAAAAAACUCAAAUUAUACCUUUUUUCUAGUUUAAUGGACGCUAUUCAUCGUGGUGAUUCAGAUUGCUCAAAAGUGGGGAAAUCAAUUAUUUUGCCUUCGUCACACACUGGGGGACCGCGAUAUAGAGUACAAAAUUAUCAAGAUGCUGUGGCAAUGUGUAAAUGGGCAGGAUAUCCUGAUUUAUUUCUUACUUUCACUUGCAACCCAAAGUGGUCAGAAAUAAAUGAUAUGAUCCAUUUAAUAGGCCAAAAAUAUGAUAACAAUCAGGUCGAUAUCAUAUGCAGAGUAUUUGAGAUAAAGCUAUUCCAACUAAUGCACGAUCUGAAAAAAGAACAACCGUUUGGAAAGAUAAUCGCAUGCAAGUUUAUUUCACAUUUGUAUCCACAACGAGCUCAACUCAAUUGUAUAUACACAAUUGAGUUCCAAAAAAGAGGACUGCCUCAAGCACACAUACUACUUUUCUUGCAUUCGACAUUGAAAAAUCCUUCAACAGACCAUAUUGAUAAUAUAAUAAGCGCGGAAAUCUCGGACUUAAAUGUUGAUCCUGAUGGUUAUAAUGUCGUCAAUAAAUUUAUGAUUCAUGGACCUUGUGGAAAACUUAAUUCAAACUCUCCAUGUAUGAUGCAAGAUAGGUGCACAAAACAUUUUCCAAAAAAUUUCAAUGAUCAAACGACCAUCGACACAGAUGGCUUUCCAGUCUACAAAAGGAGAAAUGUAGGUAUUCAUGUCGAAAAGAAAGGUGUCCUUUUAGAUAAUCGAUAUGUAGUUCCUUAUCAUAGGAAUUUGGUUGUCAAAUUUGAUGCACAUAUUAAUGUCGAGGUUUGCAAUUACUCUAGAUCAGUCAAAUACCUUUUCAAAUAUGUUCAUAAAGGGUCUGACAGAACUACUGAAACAAUGGAAUUUAUUGACACUGCCAAAGAAAUAGAUGAGAUAAAAACAUAUUUGGAUUGCAUAUAUAUCUCGGCAACUGAAGCUUGCUGGAGAAUAUUCCAAUUCGACAUACAUUACAGACAGCCAGCAGUUGAAAGAUUACCAUUCCAUUUACCUGGAGAGCACACAGUAAUAUUCGAAGAAAACAAAUGUGUUGAAAAUGUUGUUUGCAUACCUGGAAUAGAAAAAACAAAGUUCACUCAAUGGUUGGAGGCAAACAAGAAUUAUGAUGAUGCACGAGAGCUAACUUAUUCGGAUUUCCCUGUAAGUUGGGUUUGGAAUUCAAAGGAGAAAACAUGGACUAGGAGAAAACAUGGAUUGGAAAUUGGAAGAAUUUACUUCGUGCAUCCUUCGACUGGAGAACACUUCUAUUUGAGAAUGUUGUUAAAUUUUGUCAAAGGGAGCACUUCUUAUGAAAGUAUUAGAACAAUAAAUGGGGUGACAUAUCCUAAUUUUAAAGGCGCAUGCUAUGCUUUGGCAUUGUUAGACGACGAUAAAGAGUGGAUAGAUUGCUUGAUUGAAGCUGCAAUAUGGGCAACUGGAAAAGAAUUAAGACAUCUUUUCGUCAUGAUACUCAUUCACUGUCAGGUUUCUGAUGCAUCACAACUUUGA